GGAGUUCUCAAUGCCUGCUGGCAAUAAAGAGGCCCAAGCCUCUGCAACAGACUGACUGGUUGAUGAUAUGCACACUUUCCUGUGACCCAUUGAAGCUGUUCACCAUGAGGGAUAUUCUGCAUGUUUUUCCCUCCCUUACUCGCCCAGCACAUCAGCUGUGCGACAUCCCACAACCCUUAAAACGGGCGAUCAGGCCCAUGUGCAUGGCAGCCAGCCAGCCCGCACCGCCACAUGAGGGGUUACUUUACUACGUCCUCGUAGUAUUGGCAUUUGCGCCAGAGAAAAGGGGGUGCAAGCUCUUGCUUGAUACAGAGUACUGUACUUCGGGAGCUGGAACUGAAUCGUCCCUAUCAACUGGCAGCUAUGCUACGACCAGGGAUAGAAAACACCCUUUAAUAUUGGCGUGUAAUUGAAAUUGUACUUAAGGUACCUGGCAGCCGGGGCUGCUGUCGCAUACCAAAUCACUAGACUACUACUACUA
Molecule: messenger RNA, 481 nt
Organism: Aspergillus brunneoviolaceus CBS 621.78
Lineage: Eukaryota; Fungi; Ascomycota; Eurotiomycetes; Eurotiales; Aspergillaceae
Exons: 1
Coding region: 63-413 (116 amino acids)
Source: RefSeq, a predicted model, not a curated record